Messenger RNA from Pristis pectinata (smalltooth sawfish), 14015 nucleotides. It is a transcript of the gene prkaa2, whose product is annotated as protein kinase, AMP-activated, alpha 2 catalytic subunit. Gene Ontology annotation, cellular component: cytoplasm. Bases 139 to 1800 code for a protein of 553 amino acids. The transcript has 9 exons. Gene Ontology annotation, molecular function: protein serine/threonine kinase activity; ATP binding. Gene Ontology annotation, biological process: intracellular signal transduction; protein phosphorylation. The record is from RefSeq and is a predicted model, not a curated record. NCBI's taxonomy places the organism in Eukaryota, Metazoa, Chordata, Chondrichthyes, Rhinopristiformes, Pristidae.
GACGCCCCUGGCAGAGAUCCUGCCCCCUGUUGCCUCAAUCAAAGAUGGCGGGAGUGCUGCCUCCGCCCCAAAUCGUCACAGUGACUUCCGGCAGCGUGCGGGCCGCGGUGUGGGCUGGGUAGAGGGACUCCGGUAGCCAUGGCGGAGAAGCAGAAACACGACGGGCGGGUGAAGAUCGGCCAUUACAUCCUGGGAGACACUCUGGGGGUCGGCACCUUUGGCAAAGUGAAGAUUGGGGAGCAUCAGCUAACAAGGCACAAAGUUGCAGUCAAAAUCCUAAAUAGACAGAAGAUCCGCAGUUUGGAUGUAGUUGGAAAGAUUAAAAGGGAAAUUCAAAACUUAAAGCUCUUCCGCCAUCCUCACAUCAUCAAACUGUACCAGGUGAUCAGUACACCAACUGACUUCUUUAUGGUGAUGGAAUAUGUGCCAGGGGGUGAGCUUUUUGACUACAUCUGUAAACACGGAAGGGUGGAGGAAGCAGAGGCUUGCCGCCUCUUUCAACAAAUUAUUUCGGCUGUUGAUUAUUGUCACAGACACAUGGUAGUUCAUCGUGAUCUGAAGCCAGAGAAUGUUCUCCUUGAUGCUCAAAUGAAUGCCAAGAUAGCUGACUUUGGACUAUCUAACAUGAUGGCGGAUGGGGAGUUUUUACGUACUAGUUGUGGCUCACCAAAUUAUGCUGCUCCAGAAGUUAUCUCAGGCCGGUUGUAUGCGGGCCCAGAGGUUGACAUCUGGAGUUGUGGUGUGAUUCUUUAUGCUUUGCUGUGUGGGACACUACCUUUUGAUGACGAGCAUGUACCAACCCUGUUUAAGAAGAUCCGUGGAGGAGUAUUUUACAUGCCUGACUAUCUGAACCGCUCAGUAGCUAGCCUCCUCAUGCAUAUGCUGCAGGUUGACCCUCUGAAGCGGGCAACCAUCAAAGACAUCAGGGAACAUGAAUGGUUUAAACGGGAUUUACCAACUUACCUGUUCCCAGAAGAUCCUGCAUAUGAUUCCAAUAUCAUAGAAGAAGACGCAGUGAAGGAAGUGUGUGAGAAGUUUGAAUGUACUGAGUCCGAAGUUAUGAACAGUUUAUACAGUGGUGAUCCACAGGAUCAGCUUGCUGUGGCUUACCAUCUCAUUAUUGAUAAUCGGAGAAUUAUGAAUCAAGCAAGUGAGUUUUACCUUGCAUCCAGCCCCCCAACAGGUUCAUUCAUGGAUGAUAAUGGACUGCAUAUCCCACCUGGUGUCAAAGCGCAUCCUGAGCGCAUGCCUCCUCUGAUGGCAGAUAGCCCUAAGGCACGCUGUCCACUGGAUGCACUCAAUACUACCAAACCCAAACCAAUGGCACUGAAGAAAGCAAAAUGGCACUUGGGAAUUCGCAGCCAAAGUAAACCAUAUGAUAUUAUGGCAGAAGUCUACAGAGCCAUGCGACAGCUGGAUUAUGAGUGGAAGGUGGUGAAUCCUUAUCAUCUGCGUGUGCGUAGAAGGAAUCCAAUAACUGGGAACAAUGUGAAGAUGAGUUUACAACUCUAUCAAGUUGAUAAUCGCAGCUAUUUACUAGAUUUCAUGAGCAUUGAUGAUGACGUUAUGGAACAAAAGUCAGGCUCUUCCACUCCAAAGCGUUCAGGAUCGGCAGCUCUGCUGCAUAGACCGAGACUGAGUAUUGAUGCAGCAGCUACUGACGGCCAGCCUUUGACUCUCGUUGGGUCACUCCCCAGCUCACUGACUGGAUGCUUGAGCUCUAUAACUCCACGAUACGGGAGCCACACAAUGGAUUUCUUUGAGAUGUGUGCUAGCCUUAUCACUACAUUGGCUCGUUGAAGACCCUGCAUUCAAUCCGUUGAGAAAUUGGCUCUUUAACCCGUAAAGGUGUGCAAGAGAAUGCCCUUUCCACUUUGCAAAACUCUGUUUUACUUGAGUACUUGUUAUUUAUAGUGCUGGUUUGCAACUGGUGCUUUUGCUACUUUGAUAUAGUGGAAGCUGCAGGGCAAUAUUUGCUCGUUGCCAUUUAGAAAUUCUACAGGGAUAGAGUGGCGUUUAAGUUAUUGCAUUUCUUUUCGCCAGCCAAAUCCACAGGAUUAUACGGGUUUAUAAACAACUGUAAAAGUAUAGAAAAGCAACAAAUUUCAUUUUUAAAGUGAUGUAUUUUAGAAUGUUAAAAAUUGGUAACAUUAAAGAACAGAUGAGAUGUUUUUAAAGGUUUGUUGUAGAGCCAGGAUUGUUCACGUGAUGUGUUGGUGGACAGGAUGAGUGUGCAGUUUACUCAUAAGCCAAGUUGUGAGUAGUUGGGAUGUGAAUUUCUAUGCAGGAUAGUUGUGGCUAGAAAGCUAUGAAACAAAUUAGAUCAUAAAAUGAGGUUAAUUACAUUGAAAUGAAUGUGAAGUGGCUGAUUUUAAAAUCAAAUUAUGUUGUAUGCAGUUAUGAAGGUUUAUUGUCAUUUUAUUGAUGAGAGGGAUUAAGUUUACUUGAAUAGAACUAUAAACAAAAAUUAUUCCGUAUAUCAACAAGUGUGUGAUCUUUGGGUUAAAGUGUGAACACUCCUUUGGAAGUAUCUUGUGUGAGUAUUUCUCUUCAGCACACCUUUCGGCUGAAUAAGUCAGCAGCAUGCACAGCUAGAUGUAGUUGAACGUUUGCUGAUUUUCUUGUAACGUUUACUGUAUCUUUACAGUACAGACUGAGAGAUGACAUUCAAGACUAUCACAAAUGGUAUAUCAGUUGCAUUAAACACAUCUUUAGUGACAGUUAUGAUUAAUGUUUUGUUUACUGUUGGAUCUCACUAGCAUCUUUGUAAGAUCUAGAAAAUUCAUGUUUUCAAAUAAACUUCAAGCAAAUUUAAGACAAAUAAAACUAAAGAUGUUGGAAUCUGGAAUAACAAACAGAACACUUGGUGGGUGAAAAGGUGCGAGGCAAAAGGUGUAAGUCAACGUUUUGGUGGUUAUCCCCUCCCCAUCUGGUUCCACCUAUCACUUACCAGCCUCUAUCACACCACCCCACCUUCUGCCAUACUUCUAUAAACUGGCAGUCUUUCCUGUUCCCUCUUAAGCCUGAUGCAGGGUUUCAACCUGAAAUGUCGACUUGCAUCUUUUGUUUCCACAGAUGUUGCUUGACCCACUGAGUUCUUCCAGUAUUCAGCUGAAACAAGUUUAAGAUUAAUUUUCGAAUGCAAGCCAGAGAAUAAUUCAAACCAAUAAUGCCCCUAAGAUCGCUUUACCUUUGAUUGGAUGGUUUUCUUGCUGUAGGUUUAUUUUUCAUUUUUUGCUUCCCAUGUUUCUUUGUAUCCCUAACAAAGAUUGAAUUUCUGAUGCUGUGUUUUACAGGCUUGGUGACUCUACCUAAUGGGCAUUGUCAAUGAUCUGUAUUUUAAUUGAUUCAAAAAAGGAAUAAGGAGUUUUGAUGGUGAGAUUACUUCUUUAAUGUAUCAAAUGCAAUUAAUUGUGAUCUGCAGCUAUUACUUACUUUCCAAGAAUAUACAAUAAUUCUGGGCCUAAAAAUGAGUGUAUUUGCAUAAGGCCAGUACAUUGAGACUUGGGCCAGGACUCCACUAUGCCAAUCCUGGCCUCUGCUAUUAAUAUUGGGUGGGUUGAUGGUGGGGGCACAGUGGAUGAACAUUUUUUGUAAUGGAGCUUUAGUUAUGAUUCGCCAGGUUAAACAGUAUAUGGGCCAAGUGAGAUGGUGUGAGCACAUUAGCUCUUCUCAGAUAAAAGAUUUGUUAACCCCUGCCUGGAUUUUACCAGUGAGGCAGAACUUUGGAAGAAAGAAGGUCCAUCUAUGGUUCCUGAAGAAUGUACAAAUUAUACCCCAACCCUCCCAGUAAGUGGAGCUCUCUGCUGCUGUUUCCUGUUGCAAACAGUUUGCACUGCGCCCUCUUCAUCCAGGCUUCCCUAGUGAUGGCAAAGAGCCAGGACAUGAGCAUAAUAAUAUGGCUGAUAUUUUAUGUAAAAGACAAUUCUUCAUCUGAUAUGAAGCUAAUUAAUCACGGACAAUUAGGGCCUUCACUUUUACCUUAACACUAAUCAAAUAAAAUGUUUUGUAUUACCUAUUUUAAAUAAUUUUCACCAUUUAAUCCAGGUAAAUUUCAAAGCUAUGACAAAGAGCAGGUAGAUCUACCAAGUUUAUUUUCUGCAUUGAUAAAGAUGUCUCAUAAUUUUUGAGAUAUUAUUAAAAUAAAUCAAUGGCACUUAAAUAAGCUCGUUUAAUUAUGAAUUUGAACUACAGAAUGGUGCAGUGUUUCCUGUGGAUUUGCAGCAGUAAAAUGCUUCUACAAUGCAAAAAUCUUUGAUGUGGUGUAAAUGCCUGAUGUCAUGCUACAACAUAAUUUCCUAGAUGUUUUGCACAGCACCAAGAUGCAUUUUGAAACAGUUGGAAAUUAAUAAUAUUUGGGCCAGUUUUACAUUAAUAAAUUUGCAAAUGCAAUGAUAUUACUUAAAUAGAGACAAGAGACUGCAUAUGCUGGAAUCUGGAGAAAAAAACAAGAUGCUGGAGGAGCUCAGGCAGCAUCUAUGCAGGGAAAUGAACAGUUGAUGUUUUGGGUAAAGAUCCUUCAUCAGGACUGGAUUUAGAAAGAAACUGAGAGCCUUAAGGCUUUCCUGAUGGGGGAUGGAAGUGUAAAGGGGCUGGACGUCCAUGGUGAAGAUGAGGCAAUAGGGGCCAGGGAAUUGAAAGUUAUUAAAAUGGUGGAGAACAUGCAAGGCGUCCCAGAUGUAGGUGGGAAGGGACUAGACAAAGGGGAACAUGAUAGAGUUAAGAUAUGAGAUCAAUGGGUCAAGAGCAGGUGGAAACAGUGGGCCUACUGGGACAGUCCUGUUUGUGAAUCUUGGAUAGGAGAUAGAAAUGGUGUGGUUGGGGCACUAUCAGGUUGGAGGCUCUGGAGAGGAGAUCUCCUGUUGUGAUGGUACGGGAGACAGUGGCCUGAUAAUCAUUAGUGGGUUCAUGGUCAAGGAAUAGGUAUGAGGAGGUGUCUGAGAGCUGCCGCCUGACCUCUGCAUCUAGAGGUCAGUCCACCAGGCCACAACAGCACUGCCCUUGUCUGCGGGUUUGAUGGCAUGGUUCGGAUUGAUGCAGAGUGAGCAGAAAGGGGGUGAGAUUGGAGUGGCUGGAGAGAAGUGGAGAAGACAGUUGAUGCCACAUCAGCAGUUGGAAUUGGAAUUGGAAAAUGUUGAGAGAGGGUAGAAGGCUAGAAAAGAGAAGGAUAAGUGUUGAAAAUGGGAGAAAGGGUCAGAAGUGGGGGGGGGGGGGGGGGGGGGGGCAGGGAGUAAGGACUCGUUACCAAAGAGAUAGGCAUGGGUGCAGUCCAGAAGAAGGGUCUCAGCCCGAAACAUCAACUGUAACCCUUUGCAGAUGCAGUUUGACCCGUUGAGUUCCUUCAGCACUUGCUCAAUAUUACUUAAAUGCUAUUUUGAUCCUCGAUGCCACUUACACCAUAUCACAAUGGUGCCGAUGUGUCCAGUAUGGUAUAAUCACAGGAAUAUUGAUUCCAAAUGCAGAAUAUUGAUGAUGUAAAAGCUGGCUCAAACAAUGUCCUUGCAAACUUUCCAUCAACAUCUGUACAUUUGAAAUGGAGAAUUGCUGCUUCAAAAUUACACACUUAAGAUGUAGCUUUACCUUCAAAUAUAUCUUUCAGCAUUUAAUGUCCUGUGAAAAUGGAGCAGGAGUUCAUAGUUUUCUGUAGUAAUGAAUCAGGUUGGUUUUUGAACACCGCAGCAUUGGGCAGCAUUUGUAGUCGCAUGAAUGUUUAUUGAUCAUAUAGAAAACUGAAGACAUAGGCCAAGAUUAGCUGGGAAAUGCCACGAUUUCCAUACUAAAUGCUGAGAAAGUUUAGGGGACAUGAUUAUGUAAGUUCCAAACAUACUGCUUGAGCUCUGCCAUCCACUUCCUAGCUUGGGUUCAUUUUCCUGAGAUUCCCAGCAAUUAGCUGUAGAAUCUGCCCUUGCACCCUACACCAAGUUUUUCCUGGUUAAGUAUCUACAACCCUGUUGAUUUCUAUAGACUUCAAUGGCUGUGGAGCAAAUACAUAGAGAAGGUAAAUUGCUUUUUUUUUUAAUUACUUUGUUAAUAUUUUUAAUUUUGAGCUUUUGGAUGAUUUUAUUUCUAGUUUUUUAAUUCUUGUUAAAUUCUGAAUGCCAGAAGUAUUCAAACAUUUAAAAAUGCUAUCAACUUUGACAGCCAGUGAAUCUGGGGGCCAGGGAUUUGCCAGCUGCUAAGGUUUUCAGAGAUUUUGGGGUCUCUGCUGUGGGCUCCAGUGCAGGACUUUGAACACUUUGUAGAAGCAAAAUAGCCUCUCCAUGUCUGGAUUAGGUUAAUUCAAGAGAGGGAUGAUUAUGUGGUGUGAGCCAGUGAUGGUGCUAUGCAAGCUUGUAUGUUUACAUCAAAUACUUCAAAGUUGGAUGAAUAUUACUGCAUUCUUGAAAAUGUGUAAAAUCUAUAACAACUCUGACAACCAUGUAAUUUUAUCCAUCAAACAAAAUGUAUAUUUUUCUUCUAACUCUAAAAAUCUUCAGAAAUAAGGAUAUUAGUUAAAACAUGGUAGUUAUGUACUAUAUCUUUUUUUUGACCGUUUGUGUGAUAGAAAAAACACAUUAUUUUAACGAGCUAAAAAUGCUGAUCUUUUACAUACCAAUAACCUGAAUUCAUACCUAUGUGAUUCACAUAAUCAUACUGUUGAGUUGGAAAUUCAUUUGUGUUGUCAUUGGUGAAUGAUUUCCCAAAUAGUUUAGAAAUAUGCUAUGUGGAAUAAUAUUUAAUAAUGCCCAUUGAAUCCAGUUACUGUCUUAAAUGCUGCUUGUCAAAAUCCCCAAAUAAUUAACAUUGUGGAGUUGUAUUUAGCUGGAACGUAAAUACAUCUUGCAGUAUUUUGCAGUUAAGAGCAAUACAAGAUAUUUGGAACUGGUCAACUGAUAGCUACCAAUAAAAUUAAUAUCCUACCUCUUAUUUUAGCCUUAUAUGUAAUUUGAAUUACAGUUGAUUGCAGAACUAAUUUAGUGGAACUUUGCAGCACUCAUUGCUAUUUAUAAUGAAUGACAGAUUUUAAGAUAAAAUACAGCCUGUGUUUCUGAUUUCUUCCUCGUUUGAUUAAUGUUCCAUGGGCCUUGAUGCUGGGUGUGUAGAAUCACAAAUGCAUUGACCAUGUAGUCCUCUAGUCUUUUAAACAACUUCAUCUUGUCAAACCAUAUCACAAAAUAGAAAUAAAUGUAAUGCACAAGGAAUGCAGAGAUUAAAAUACUGUUUUAUGGCUGGUGUCCCUGAACAGAACAUUGACUGUGUUGCUUGCGACAUGUUGUAAUGCACACUGUGAUCUGUUCUUUUUUUUAAUAUGCCAGUAGCAGUUAGAGUAUACUGUUUGUUCAUAAGUUGCUAAAAUCUUGAAGGAAAGACUAAGUUUAGUUUUUAAAAUUCUAAGGUUGAGUCAAAGAAACAAAAGUAGUAUGUGAAUAUUUUAUACUAAUAAGAUUGUUUAAACUUGUUGUACACAACUGUAUUCACUAAUUGUUAGUAUACACUUUAUAACCUGAUUUGUCAUGUUUAAGACGUGGAAACAGGUUUGUAAAUCAAUUUUGCACAAAUGCAGCUAACUAUUAAUACCUGAAUACACUUGACAGCUGAUGAAAGCACUAUAUUUCUAAAGUACAGUUAUAGUCCAGCUAAAGACGCAAAACAUGAGCGACUUAGUUUCUCCCCAUAAACUACAAAACUGUUAGUCGAUAUUUCAAGUCUUACAGACCUUUCCUCAGAACUUGGGCAUCCUGUUCUUGUAAUCCUACUGUAAAUCCAAAUGCAAUAUUUACCCAUAAAAGGGAUUUAUAAUAUGAUUGUAGGCAUAAAAGAUCUGAUAUAGCAGUGCAGUUUCAUUCAAAAACUGCAAAUGCUGCAACUGAUCUGCAAUUCGGGUAGCAAAAGAGUUGAAGGACAGACUUUAAUGUUUAGUAUAUAUACCAUUCAGGCAACUGAUAAAGGACAAACCUGAAAUGUUGUAACUAUAAAACUUAACAGGUUCGUGUACACUAAAAUCUCUUGUCUGGAGCCUACUAGAUUUGACAAGUGCUGAUUUAUUUCAUAUGCCAAUUAACCUACAUUUGCCCUCCAUCAGUGUAGUUAUUUUCUAGUUUUACUUGUAAAUUUUCAACCAUAUUUUCUCCAUUCUCAAAUUGCCUCCCACACUAUACUCCCAGACUUGCUUUCCACUGCCUUUUUGAAAUGCAUGAUGCAGGCUGAGAUUUUACUUUCCUUGUUUGCAGAGAGAUGCCUGACCCAAACUUGGUGUUUCUAAGAAAUAUUGCUCAAAUAAAAACUGUCAUAUAAUGAAUAAUCAGUGCACUUUAUCAAGAAAAUAUUACUUUCCAAAAUCAAAUCAGAAAUAGUGCUAUGUCUCUGAGAGAAAAUAUCCAAACUUUUAUCCUUUUAAGAUAUAAUGCGAAUAAUGAUUAGAAGCAUUAUCAGAUUUUUUUUACACACUUAAUUUUAGUACAUUAAGACAGGAUAUAGUACUCCACAGCUAUCCGUUGGCUAAGACUAUCUCAGCCUAGAUUAGUUAUGUCAUUAGCAAAUACUAUAACACAUUCCCAGUGACCUAGUUCAACUAUGACCCAUGGUUUACUCCCUGUUCCUCUAGUGUAGUGAGAGCUUUGGCUCAGUUGGUAGCAUCUACCUUUAUAUAGGAAGUUGUUGAUUCCAGUCUCGCUCUAGAUAUCCUUGACAACAAGAUCUAGGCUGACUCUUCUGCUUUACUCAAGUAAUACUUUAUCAUUGGAGGUGCUGUCUUUUUUUCAGAUGAAAUGUCUGCACUUAAGUUCCAUGGCCAUUGUUUUUCAAUCAAUAUUACUAUAAAUCUAUCAUCUGGUCAUCACUGCCUUACUAUUUCUAUUUGCAUAAAUUAGCUGUACUGUUUCCUAUGUUACAUUGGUGAAAGAACUUGAAGUACUUGUUAAAAAAGCUUCGGGAUUCCCUCAAAGAGUUUAUAUAAAUGUAAGUCUUUGGUGCAUUGGUUUCUUCCUGUGCUGAAACUAUACAACUUGAAUUAAAUUUAUCUGAGAUUUCUAUUGCUGGUUUUGACUAAAACAGCCAUUGUGGUUGUUUUAGUAGUUGACUGAUGACUUCAGCACAUUUUUAUCAUAAACUAAUGCAAAUAAGAGCUGAGGCAACUAAGAUACAUGAUUAUUACAUAGAAAAUACAGACUGUAGAAAGUAUCCACAUUUUUAUAUAUACCAUGGAAAGUAACCAAUGUGCAGGAAUCAGUACAGUUGGUUACUUCUUGAUCCAGAGUACUUUGGGGUUGUGCCUUUCCAAUGUAAUAAUAUUUCCUGUGCCCAACUAUAAGGUGGCAUAUACUUACAUCAUGAUUGUGCUAAUGGUGUCGCUUCCCAAAGUGACAGUCUAUAGUGGAUGAAAGGGUCAUGUGGAAGAUAAUGUGGUGCGUGGGACUGGUUUCUGUGGUGCAAUUUUCCAGGUAGUGUGAAGUUUUUAAUCCAACACUAAGUUUCUCACUUUAAUAAAUUACUCCAUUGGUUAUAGAGUGUUUCUCAAUGCCACAGUUCAAAGGGUGUCUUUUAAUUGCAGCUCUUCUUCCUUUCCAACUUUCAAAAUAUGUACUUAUUAAGUUAUGUGAGGAAGGAAAUUGAUGUAGGAUGAAAAUUAAAUGGCAAACAGGAUUAAAUGCAGGCACAGAAGUGCGGAACCUGUCACUUCUAGCUUUCUCCUCGUACAGCUUGAUCUGUGAAUGACAAAGGUCUGCUGCCCAGGAAGAUCUCUUACUUUGAAAUAUUUGAAUAAACUUUUAUCUUUUUCAGAUUUUGGUGUAAAAAUGGCCAGCCUUGUUUAAAGAAGGUUUAUUCCCAAUAGAUUAAAAUAUUUUAAUCAAUUGACUUUCCUCUCAAAUGCAAGGUGUGUGUAUAUAUAUAUUUUUUUUUAAGUAAUUCAUAUCAAAUCAAUCUUUUCAGUGUCCUUUCACCAAUGAGUAGUAUUAGGUUAGCAUACUAGAGUAACAAAUGCAUUAAAAUGGACCCUUUAUACCUUGCAUCUUAUUUGAAAUUGUGGCUUAGUACAUGCAUUUCUCAGUGUUCCUGGAGUUUAUGGCAUAAAAAAUACAAACCUGCAUUUUUAUAAUGACUGAGUAUGUGGCACUGUGACCUAACAAAAUGCUAGCUUUACAAGGUUCUGAAACAUCUAACAAUAUAAUGUACUGUACGAGUUGUAAAGCAAUUCAGAUACUUUGCUAAAUGACAGCAUAGGUUUAAAUAUUUUAUUGUUCUUCACAUUUAGAUCUAAAAUACAUUGACAUUUUUGAAUAGUUUUUAAUAGUGCUGUGAGAUACAAAUAGAGUUGGUAAUAAAACUGUGAAAGUAAUUUUUUGAAAAAUGAGAAUGUUUCAGAUUAAAGUAUCAGAACGUGGCUGCUUGGCCUUCUCGGUGUUAGCUUCAAAUAUCAUGUGGCUCGUGGCUGCAGCACAUUGUGCGUUUUGUCCGCACUAGUUAAGCGGCAGAUACUGAUGCACUUCAAGUAUUCAAAAUAGUACCUACAGUAACUACCUUUCAACGUGUGAAAAUCUGCUCUGAAUUUAUUUUCAUAAAUCUGUGUAGAAGUCAACAUUUAUAGCUAUUGGAAUGCAAAUUUGAAAUGGAAUUUUUAUGUUCAGCUUCUCAUAAUUCUAAUUUGCUUAAUACACUGUUGCCAAAGGCAGAAUACCUCUUGUUUAACUUGAACUCAGCUCAUUAGUGCAUGUUUGGGUCAAAGGUGUGAAUUGGAAAUUUAAAAAGAACAUGGAGUCACCUGACAAAACCCAAGCCAUAUAGCACUAUUGAUGAGAUUUUCAAUCACUUUGUUCAUUAUUGAAAAUAAGCUGAUGAUGAAACAAGUGGCAGGAUUGUUAGAUGGAACAUUUAUGGAAGGUAUUUAGGCAAUUUCCUGUUCUUUCUGGUCAAUCACUAGCUGCACUGAAGCAAUUUGGCUGUAGGUACAACUUAUCUGGAGAACAGAUCUUUGGCACAAGAGUAGGGAUGUUUUUGGUGCUCAUCACCACUUUUGUGUCCAAUUUUUCUCCAGGAAAUAAGGUGCAAAAGAUCAGCAGAAGACCACCUUCUGUUUUGGUGAGGAUCUCAAAAACAGCCUAAAAUGGAUUAUCCUCCCAACUCUUCAGGCUGAAAAUAUAUGCAAAUACGUCAGCAUUACCUUCUUGUACUCACUUGCCAGGCUCUGCCUUCACUGUGGAUGGAAAUGUUCAUGGUGCUCCCCUUGUUGUAUUGGUGUAAUUUUCCAUCUAUAUAAGUGGACAAGUAAUUGUUUAAAGUAUGCUACUCCUGCCGUUAAGGUAUCUGUAUUGUAACUGCAGUAUUGGUACCUCAUUUUCAAGAAUGCCUAUGCUGCUCUUGACAUUUAUUUCUACAUUCCUUAUUGAACUGGAAUCGAUCUUCUAGCUGGAUGAUACUCUAAGUGAGGGAUUUACAGGACCAUGAAAUUAGAAAUUGUGUUAGAAUGAUACCGCUGCUGUUUUCCAAUAGGAAUGCUCAGUUUUGCAUCAUAUCUAGUAAUAGAUCACAAUGUUGAAGGGUAUCCCAAGUGUGAAUUUGCAACUUUGUCUCAAGUUUAGUGGUCACUGUUACCAUCAUGAACAAAUGCUUUCUGAUUAUGCAGAUUAGCAAGAAUGGGGCCAUGUAAACUCUUCCCUUAUUGGUUCUUUCAGCAUCUACAGUAUUAGCUCAGCUGCAGGAGGGCCUGUUGCUAUAAUGUUCAAAAUCAAAAUGUAGCAUGGAUGAACUUUAAUUUGAACAUCAAGGUUAAGUGUCUUGCAUUGAAAUAGAAAUUACUAAUACUUUUAUGGCAAUUGCCUUAUAGUUGGUCACUAUUUCAAAAACUUAAGACUGUCAGGUAUCAUACUUUAAUUAAUGGAUUUAAUUGCUUUGUUUAAAGGAAUAUCCAACACUUGUGCCAGAAAGUCAGUUGGCAGUAAUUAAUAUUUUUGUGAAGCCAAACAAUAUUGCAUUCAUUAGCCAAGUUGGAAAAUUGUGCAUAUUUAUAUGCUGGAAGGAUUGACUUGGUUCAUUUCUGCAUGACAAGUCAACAUACAUUCAAUUUACUGUGCAAUGAAGUUGAGCAUUGAAAUGCAUCUUGCUACCUUGUGGUAGUUUGGAGCCAUCACACAUUGUUUUAAAACGUGUUGAUUUUAGUCCUCGUUACAGAUUAUAUGCUCUUGUUGCCUUAAAACUUGGACAUUAUUUUAUCACAAUAGCUUUAUCUUUUUGUACGUAUUUGUAUAAAGAUGUUCAUUUUUCCUAUUUGCAAGAAUCAAAUAACUAAAAAUGUUUGAAGUAAAAACAAAAUGCUGAGUAGGUCAGGCAGCAUCUGAGUAGGAAAAUAGGUUGAUGUUUCUGGACUGGAAAUAUUGACUUCACAGAAGAUGCUAACAUCUGCUGAUAUACAUUUUCUGUUUUUAUUUCAGAUUUCCAGUUUCCAGAGUGUUUUGUGUUUACGUAACAUUGUUAAAUUUGUAGGUUUUCCUACAGAAUUAGUGAAAGUAAUGGUAUUUCUCUAUUCUAAUCUACUGAUCAUAUAUUUGUAUAAUUGCAGUGUGUAGAAUUCUGUGCUUUACCCCACUUCUUGGAUGUACAAUGAAUAGGAACAGUUGUAAAACUCAGUACCAAAUAUUGAGCUUCAAAAGGAAAGCUGCUUGGAACUGCUCCUAUUUAUACCCUAUUUCCUGAUUUCACAAUCUUAUGUUUGCUCAUGAAGAAUAGUGUUGCUUUGUAGAUACUCAAGAGCCAACCAAAAGGUUGCAUCCCAUGCAAUGGAAGAUUAGAAACUGUGUGGCACAUGACAAUCCAAAAUUUGAGCCAGCUAGAUCAACAGGCCAGCAUACUUGAUUGUUGAGAUCUGAAAUUCCUUACUAUCACAGUAAGUAGAAUUGACCCUGGUUAGGAUAGUGAAGGCAAAGACUCCACAGUGAGUUUAACCCAUUCACUGGCUACUGUAAUACAUCCACCUACAUGUAGAUGUUAGACCAUCUUUGAGUGCCUGAUUCAGUCUUUAUUUUAUGACAAUUAGCCUUGACUGGAAAAUUGAAGUCUGUUGCCAUCAAUUAAGCAUUAACAAUUGCCCUUUCAUUGAUUGAUUUGGUUUUUAAAAUUUAAGUUUUAAAAACCAAAAUCAAUUUGUAGGUUUGUUUUCAUCAGCAUCAAUGCAAAGUUUAAUUCUCUGGCAUUGUUUUGACUUGAUGACUGUAGUAGCUCAAGUUAAACUUCAUUUUGAUGAAAUUAAGAAAUUGAGUGUGUAGACAUAAUUUUUAAAAACACUACAUAUCCUAGAAAUUACAGAAGGGCGGUGGCAGAGUAUCUGACAUCAGUUCAAGCUAGUGGUAACUUGCACCUUUUUCACGGCUUGAGCCUGGUACAGAUUUUACCGUUUGUCUCACCUACCUACCGUAAUGCUUCUUGGGAUACUCUCACUCUAACACUAUUAGCUCUGGGUCUUCCACAAUGAAUCGGGUAACUCAAAUGCAAAAGAAUAGCUGUUAUUUCUUGGCAUGUGCAUAAUAGUACAAGGUUAAAAUUGAGGCAUGGCCUUGGUAUGCACAAAGUUUUGCUGUAUUAUCACAUCUGUGCUUUAGCUGUAGAUGUUCAAUUUGGGAAGUGUAUGCAUUAAGUACCAGUGUGCUCUCACCAUUAACAGCAAAUUAGUUACCAAUAAAAUAAUACAUAUGAUUAGUUUCACAACUAUUUUUGCAUGAUGAGCACUGAGUUUCGACCAUUUGUGACAUCAGAAAACAUUGACCAUUCUGAUUUGUGUGCAACUUGUCUUUUGUUUCUGAAAUGUAAUGCACUGCAUGAUAUCAUGGUUGCUAUUUGCACUUUAAUAAAAUAUUAGACAGUACUGUUUCUGUGUUCUCUUUAAAAUGUCUUAUUUGCACAUAACAACUAUAUCAUUAGACCUCACUGGUUUCCACGUAUUGUCGUGGGUUAAUUUGUUUACAAGCUGCACAGCCUACCAUCUCAAACACCUAAUGUUCCAGUAUUACUGAAUGUUAAACUGGCAUACUCAUUGAAAACAGCCUGAA